Molecule: messenger RNA, 1078 nt
Organism: Penaeus vannamei (Pacific white shrimp)
Lineage: Eukaryota; Metazoa; Arthropoda; Malacostraca; Decapoda; Penaeidae
Source: RefSeq, a predicted model, not a curated record
GUACAAGAACGGGAAGGAGAUCAUGGCAGACGACAGGUUUAAGAUGGUCGUUGAUGAAUCUUUCUACAUUCUUAAGAUCCGCCGCUUGGAGAGGAAGGACAAGGGCACCUAUUGCUGCGAGCUUUCCAACUCGAGCGGAACUGCAAAGAGCGAGGGUGUGCUGUCGGUGCGAGCUCCCCAGACUUCGUCACGCCGCUCAAAGAUGCGUGUGCCAAGGAGGGCGGGAAAGACGUCAAGAUGUUCGUCGAGUGGGAAGCCAACCCGAUGCCAACUGUCAAAUGGUUCUUCAAUGACAAACCCAUUCGCGACGACACCCCCGGUUACACCAUCCGUGGACAGGACACAGCAUGGUGCUCACCAUCCACGAGGCGACGGAGGACGUCGUGGGCACGUACUCUGUCACGGCAACUAACGAGUACGGCGAGAGCGUCUGCAAGGCCAGGUUCCGUCUGCACGAAGCUCCUGUUGUUACAGAAGGUCUCAAGGACGCAGAAUUCCUUGAAGACAACAGUGCCAAGUUUACCUUCAAGGCGACGGGCGUUCCUACUCCCGAGAUCAAAUGGACGAAGGACGGCAAGAAGUGGAGCCCCGACAUGCAUCGCGUCAAGCUCAAGCAGGAAGGCGACGACACCUUCACGCUCUACUUCGACGAAGCCAAGACCGAGGACUCGGGCCAUUACGUGGCCACGAUCUCCAACGUCGAGGGCACUGUCAGCACCGAGGCCAGCAUCGUCGUCAAUACGCCGCCCCACAUCAAGGGCAGCAACUUCAGGGACGGCAAGACCUUCAUCGCCAUGCAUAAAUUUGUGCUGGAAGUGGAGGCCACCGCAGUGCCCGAGGCGGAGGCGACCUGGUACUUCAACGACAAGAUACUGUCCGUGGAGGAAGAUAGUGUCAAGUUCUCCUUCGAGGGCAACAAGUACACAAUGGAGAGGAUUGGCAGUGAUCCCGAGCACAGCGGACAGUACAAGUGUGUGCUAAAGAACAAGAUCAAGGAAGUUGAAGAGGUUGGACAGGUCACCGUCAUAGAGAAAGAGGCCCGAGUACGCCGCCCGCUCGAAGAUAUUUACGUCAAAGA